AAGCCCUAAGACUGCAAAAACCCUAGUUUAUCUCUCUAAAACCCUAAUUCUCAUACUCUAAUUAACCAUGUCGUGAGUUAUUCAAUCAAAUACCUAGUUUCUCUCUCUGAAACCCUAGUUCUCAUACGCUGUAUCCUGGAUCGUUCCUGCAAAAUGCAAAGCAUUGUUGUAUUUGGUGGCCUCUUCUACUAUAGCCAUGAGAGAAUGAGUUGGGGCCUUGGCGGUAGUACCAACGAGCGCUAUGAUGAAGUCUCUGACUCCAUUCUCACCAAAGGGAGAGGAAUGGGGGAAGAAGUCAAGGGUGGUCCUGUGGUUCCAGAAUCUGUACUUAAGAAGAGGAAGAGAUCUGAGUCUUGGGCUUUGGCAAAGAAGACCGCCCUUGAAGCCAAGAAGAAGAAGAAUGCAGAAAACAGGAAGUUGAUAUUCAAAAGAGCUGAACAAUACAUGAAGGAAUACAAACAACAGGAGCUAGAACUGAUUAAGCUAAAACGGGAGGCCAAGUUGAAAGGUGGAUUUUAUGUCAACCCUGAGGCGAAAUUGCUUUUUAUCAUUCGCAUUCGUGGUAUCAAUGCCAUGCACCCGAAGACCAGGAAGAUCUUGCAGCUCUUGCGUUUGAGACAGAUAUUUAAUGGGGUCUUCCUCAAAGUGAACAAAGCUACUAUGAACAUGCUUCAUAGGGUUGAGCCCUACGUGACAUAUGGGUAUCCUAAUUUAAAGAGCGUUCGGGAAUUGAUUUACAAGAGGGGCUAUGGAAAAUUGAGAAAUCAGAGAACUGCUUUGACUGACAAUUCCAUCAUUGAAGAGGCCUUGGGGAAAUACGGUAUCAUAUGCGUUGAAGAUCUCAUUCACGAGAUCAUGAAUGUUGGCCCUCAUUUCAAGGAGGCCAACAACUUCCUCUGGCCUUUCCAACUCAGUGCUCCCCUGGGGGGUCUUAAGAAGAAAAGAAACCAUUAUGUGGAAGGUGGGGAUGCUGGAAAUCGUGAAGAUUAUAUCAACGAGCUCAUCCGAAGGAUGAAUUAGGGAUAGAGAGUGCUCCUAAAAUCUUUUCUAUUGUUUUAUUGAGUUUAGACCAUGAACUGCAGGUGUUGUUUUCUUCUUGUUCUAAAGCUAUGAGAAUUUUUGACAUUUACUGUAUUAUUGGGGCUCCUGCCAUUUUGUGGCAGCCGAUUUGUCAGUAACAACCAUCAAAGGAACUAUGAAUUUUGGCCUGUACUUGAGAAAAUUCAUACAUUCAGAAACAGGCUGCGCAUCUC
Messenger RNA from Amborella trichopoda, 1253 nucleotides. RefSeq names its product large ribosomal subunit protein uL30x. Gene Ontology annotation, molecular function: structural constituent of ribosome; RNA binding. Gene Ontology annotation, cellular component: cytosolic large ribosomal subunit. The record is from RefSeq and is a predicted model, not a curated record. Lineage: Eukaryota; Viridiplantae; Streptophyta; Magnoliopsida; Amborellales; Amborellaceae. Gene Ontology annotation, biological process: maturation of LSU-rRNA from tricistronic rRNA transcript (SSU-rRNA, 5.8S rRNA, LSU-rRNA).